CCCUGAAAAUAUUAAUGAUCUCUUCGAAGAAGUUAGUACGUCUGACACCAAUAGUCAAGUAUCUCAAGAAACUAAUACUAUUGAUUUGCCGUCCCAAAGUAAUUAUAGGCCAAGAAGAACAAAGAGUUCAGCAAUUUGGCCCUAUUUUGACACUGAAACAGCUGCCAAUCCUGGAGAUCCUGUAUGCCUAAAGUGUAAAAAAGUUUUUUCAAAGACCACUAGUAUUUCAACUUUACGAAGGCACCUUAAUAAACAUAAAAUUAUGGCACCUGCACGACGUCAAACUAUUCUCCGUUUUCCUAGGACAGAUCCAUAUAGUGAUAACGAGCAAAGAAAAAGAAACAAAAAAUUGAUUACCUGGAUUAUUGCUGACCAACAACCCUUUACCGUCGUUGAGAAUCAACAUUUUAACGAAUUUAUCCAUUUAAUUGAUCCUCAGUAUAUAGUUCUAACACAACAAGCUGCAAAAACAAUGAUCAUUGAUGAAUUUGAA
Racocetra fulgida is the source of this 493-nucleotide messenger RNA. The record is from the annotation of a GenBank genome assembly. Lineage: Eukaryota; Fungi; Glomeromycota; Glomeromycetes; Diversisporales; Gigasporaceae.